This is a messenger RNA of Notechis scutatus (mainland tiger snake), 972 nucleotides long. Its product is annotated as C-type lectin domain family 5 member A-like. NCBI's taxonomy places the organism in Eukaryota, Metazoa, Chordata, Lepidosauria, Squamata, Elapidae. The record is from RefSeq and is a predicted model, not a curated record.
GCUAUAUUUGAGAAAUGAAGAAGCGAAACGUGGUCCAAGUGAAGCAAAUGAGGAAGGAAAGAAAAUAAGACUCCCCUAAGAGCUAAGAAGAGAGAUAUGGUGUAAUGAAGUCUUAGGCAGAAAGAGAAAGAACUCUACGUUGGAGGAAAACAGAAACGCUAUCCCAUUUGCUCUCAAAUUCAAGCAAAGCCUGACUCAUAACUGAAGAUUUCAAUCUGAAUGCAAAAGGAAAAUAUCUUGGUGUUUUGCAUCUAAAAUACAGACUAAUAUGAAUUGGAAACUCAUGGGUACAAUAGUGCCAACUUUGACUAUUAAGCUAAUAGGCAGUUCUCUGUUCUUUGUAUAUAUUUCACAGAUCUUCUCAGAAGUCCCCAAAAUCACCUCACCAGGAAAAACCAGCUGCUCGUUAAGGUGGACUCUGUAUGAAGGAAAGUGCUACUACUUUUCUACGCUGCAAAAAACAUGGGUUGAGAGCCAAAAAGAAUGUGCCCGGUUAAAUUCUCAUCUUGCCAUUAUCAGUAACAAAGCAGAACUGGCAUUCCUGAAUAGCAAAACACAAAUUACAGAUUACUUCAUUGGCCUGAGAAAUUCCAAUGGACAGUGGAAGUGGAUUGAUAACACAAAGUUUGACCCUGGCUUAUUUAAUAUUCAAGAUAAAACAAACGACUGUUCUACAAUUGGAUUAAAUUCCACCAUCUCGAGAUCUUGCUCUGAAUUAAACCGCUUCAUUUGUGAGGAGACGGUAUAAAAACUCUUUGGGCAGUGGAAAUUCACAGCAAGACAGAAUCGGAAUUCUAUCGUCAGUUCAUAAACUCUGGCCCUGAUAAGAAUCUACCGAAAUGCAAUUAAAAUUUUUGGAGUAACUCCUCCUUUCCAACUUAUUUCAAGUUACAUGGAACUCUACCUUUAGACCUAAUUCCUCCUUGAAUGAAUAUAUCAACCUGUAUUAUAUUGCUGCUUUAAAAAUAAAGG